AUGGAGGUGGAGCUGGCUGGAGAGACACGCGACUCGACUGCGCUGCUGUCCGAGAAGGGCAAGGGCAAGGGCAAGGGCAAUGGCCGAGGCCCUCAGGAGGAUGGCGGUGUGGUGGCUCGAGAGAGCGGCGGCGGAUGGAUGAUGGCCCACCGGCGAUGGCUGAUCGUGGCGGUGGCGGUGGUGCUGGUCCUGGGCGCGAGCGCGGUGGGCGUGGGCGUGGCGGUGGCUCAUGCCCGCAACAAGACCAGCUCGGCCGAUCCGGCCGAUGGAGGCUCUGGUGAGCAUGUGGUCAUCCUUGUCUCGCUCGAUGGCUUCCGGCCAGACUAUUUUACGUCGCAGAGGGUGCCCACUCCCGGGCUGGACGCGCUGCGGGCGGAUGGCGUGCUUGCUGAAGGCAUGAUCCCACAGUUCCCCUCGCUCACCUUUCCCAACCACUACUCCGUGGUCACCGGCCUGCAUCCCGAGUCGCACGGCAUUCUGGAGAAUGACAUGUACGAUCCGGACCUCAACGCUACCUUUCGCAUCUCGAACUACGCGGCCGUCUCCAACGGCGCAUGGUGGGGCGGUGAGCCGAUCUGGGUCACGGCCAUCAAAGUUGGCUACAGGGCCGGUGUGUACUUCUGGCCCGGCUCCGAGGCGCCCAUCCAGGGCGUCCGCCCGGACUACUACUACCGCUACAACUCGUCGGUUCCCUACCCGGAGCGGGUCGAGACGCUUCUGGGCUGGCUCGCCCAGCCGCCCGCUACCCGCCCCCGGUUCAUGGGCCUCUACAUGUCGGCAGUCGACACGGCCGGCCAUUACUACGGCCCGGACUCUUCACAGGUUGACGCAGCCAUCGUUCGCGUUGACGCCGCCCUACACCAGCUUCGCGAAGGCGUUGCCCGGCUCGGCCUCCUCUCCAAGGUCAACAUCGUUGUCCUCGCCGACCACGGCAUGACAGAGGUCUCGUCGUCGCGCGGCCUCGCGCUCGACAACUACGUCAACGUCAUCGACACGCCGGCGCACCCUGUCGACGAGCAGCUGGCGAGCGAUGCCGCCGUGCCCACGGUCCGUGGCCACCUGCUCAACCUCUCACCGGUCCUCCAGUUCUGGCCGGACACACCGGCCGAUGAUCCCGCGCUCGUACUUUUCGCCGACAACAUCCGCAUCCCGCCUAUUGUCGCCUUUUCGUCACUCGGCUGGAAGCUCGUCCGCACAAACGCAUCAAUCGCCAACAUCGGCGGCGGCGCCCACGGCUACGACCCGGCCAACAAGGAUAUGCACGCCCUGUUCAUUGCCUCGGGCCCGGCCUUUAAGUCCGGCGCCUCGUUCCCCGAGUUUUCCAACAUCCACGUCUAUCCCCUCCUCUGCAAGGUCCUCGGCCUCACUCCCGCGCCGAACAACGGCUCGCUUGCGCUUGUCGAGGGCAUGCUGGCGUAGUCGGCUCGUCAUGGCAGCCGCAAGGCAGCAUAUUAAAGUGCUGAGGGA
Molecule: messenger RNA, 1467 nt
Organism: Thecamonas trahens ATCC 50062
Lineage: Eukaryota; Apusomonadida; Apusomonadidae
Product: phosphodiesterase I
Exons: 2
Coding region: 1-1419 (472 amino acids)
Source: RefSeq, a predicted model, not a curated record